CAUAUCAUACUUUUCAUUCUAAAAAAUAUUAGACUUUAAUGUCUCAGUAAGGUCUCUGUAAAUUUUCAUCCCAUAAAACCCUUUAGAUCGUUCACACUGCCCCUGUCAAUGUGUGGUUUUCACUCCCCAUCAGCAAACGCUGUGUUUUCUGGGCGUGUCGCAAGCGAAGCUGCUCGCCACACCUCUGUGCGGAAGCGCAUACCUUUUUUGUUGUUGUUGUUGUUUUUUUUAAAUUGGCUCCAUGGAUACGAGCCACCGCACGGUUAGGAUACAAUAGGUGGCAGUAGUGCGACAUUGAGAAUGCAAUCCACCGCAAUCCUCCACAGAAGAAGACCCACUACAGGACUGCACAACAUUAACCAGCUGAUUCGUAGCGUAGUAGAACCAUACGUCUACGAUCCCGAAUCUGACCCUGAAGCUGAAGAGGAGGCUGUUGAAGUCACCACAUUUCGGCUGAUGCAAGAUGUGUCUCAUGCUUGUUACAGGUAUCUAGUCUACAGAGGCUAGUGAGCUGGUGCUGAGGAUUCCUGGGGUGAAGAAUCUGAGUUGCCAUAUCUUCAUGCUUGGAUUGUUGACGAAGGCAGAGUUUCUUGAUGGAUAAAACACUAAAACACUCAUUGUAUGAUGGAUGUAGACCACCUGUGGAAUAACUCCUUUACCAUUUGAGUAAAAAUGUGUUUUUUGUGAGUGCAACACUCAUUUAGAAUGUUUUUAUUUUAUUUAUAUAUAAUUUAUAUGCUUUUUAUUUAUGGCCGCUUCAACUUUAUAGCUUACCAUAUUAGAAAGAGAAAGACAUGUAAUUUCAAUACUAUGAUUUCCUAAAUAAAAGUGUUUUACCUUCAGAAACAGAGUUUAGUGAAAUACAUAAUAGUUAAAGCCAACUUUAUUGUAAACCAAAAAAAUACACCACUACUCCAAAGCUAGAACAAACCUUCACACAACCUUCACACUCCAAUGUGCAAUGUAUAGGUUACUGAGUUAAUUAAGAAUUAAGAAGUCUGGGGGUUUGAGGACAGAAGCUUUUGCAGGGCCUUGCAGACGAAAUGCAUGAAAGUAGGGUAAACAGGGAGAUGUGGUGAUCCUUGUUCUCAUCACUAUUUGAAAGACUGAGCGGAAGCAGUCCUCUACCAGAUGGAAGCUGUGGCUGUCCUCACCAUCACCUCAUCAAAACAAAAGGGGGAGGCUGUUCCUGUCGCAGCUCCCGCUGCGGUUCCUGGCGGCUCGGCUCCGGCCGCACCUGCAUCGGUUCCUGGCGGCUCGGCUCCGGCCGCAUCUGCUUUGGUUCCUGGCGGCCCGGCCGCAUCUGCAUUGGUUCCUGCCUUGUCUCUGUCUCUGCUGCCGGACUGGUGGCCUCGCCCUCGGCGCAUCCAGCUGUUUGGAUGGCGCUGCCUCUUGCGGCGACGUCCGCCUCGACUCCUCAGCCUCCUGGAUCAGCGUCCGCCUGGAGGACAUCGCCAUUCGGGGUGGUCCCCGUGGACGUUGGCCCAGCUCAAGGGCACUAAAGGUGCCACCCUGCCUCAGCGGCGGCUGAGUAGGAUCUCGCCCCGUCUCCACCCUCAGUGAGGGAAUUCCUGGACUCUGUGUUUUUUCUGGUCGUGGACUUGGUUUCUGUCUUGUGGACUCUUGCUUUGACCCUCCUCCGGUCCUCCCUCCACCCGCCCUGCUCGUUUGCCUUGAGGGGUAGGGGUUCGGUCCCUCCUCCUGAGACCACCCUCCGCCCGCCCUGGUUUGGGGGGGGGGGGGGGGGGGCUUCCGUGGGCGCUGUGGAAGGCUUCUUCUUCUAUCCAGCUCUUAGCUUCUUGUCUCUCGUGUUUUGACCUUGACGUCCCUUGACUACCGCAUCCUGCCUGAACCUUGUUUGCUACCGCUGCCUGGAGAAGAACUUUGCCUGAACAACUGACCGUGAGUUUACUUAGCCCUUGCCUGUACCGUCACCGAGAUACUCUGUGUACCGAACCUUGCCUGCUUGCUGGACUCGAGACUGCCUGCUCCAUUCUGUACCUCGUUACCAAGCCUUGUGUAUGACCUGGACCGUCUGACUCUGCAUUACGAAAUAAAACCUGUAUUAAUCAUCACCUUGCCUCUGUGCUGUGCAUGUGGGUCCGACGCCUGCCCCAAGUCUGACAACUACUGCCCAUCGGUGGUUACAACAGAAUACCAUUUACAGUAUAUUAUAACAUCCUCCUACAGUACUUCAGAAGAAAAAACAUGUCACAGACCGUCAGGACGCUGACAUGAUGCAGGACACAGAUGCACAGCCGGAGACCAAACUCAGUUUGGUAAUUUAUUUAAUAAACAGGCUGCUGUGACCCUACCCAAGUUCAAACUACGUUGGCUUCGGACACAGGACAGGAAGGAAAAGGCCAAGGCAAGUCUGCUGGGGGAGUACCGAAAACUUUACACUUUACAACAUUACAACAUUUACAACAUUAACACCAAUGUGCCACCUUUGCCGAGGCUCAGCCAUAGCAUGAUUUCUUUUCCUUUGAGGAUGAAGAUGAUACUUUUACUGCUGAAAGUCAAGUCACACAUUAUUUCAAGAGUUUGACACUUUGAAACUUGGUAGGAUUUGGGGUGAAACCCUCCAUGCAUUGUAAGGAACUUCCUUGUCUUGAUGUCAGUGGCCUCCAUCUUCUCUUACCAGCUUACUAUGACCGGGAGGGCAUAGGUGUUGAUCGCCCGGACCUCGUUCUUCCCAUUCAGCUGUCUUCUCAGGACUUGUCUUACCCUUUGGAGGUACUUAGUGGUUGCUGUUUUCCUUGCGGCCUCUUCGUGUUCACUAUUUUCGUGCGUGAUUCCAAGGUAUUUGUAGCUAUUCUCCACAUCUGUUAUCUUGCCUUCUGGUAGUUCUGUCUAUGUUCUGAAGUCUAUGUUUCAAUUUCCUCCUGUUAGCCUUCUUCCCCGCCCUGAUCUUGUCACCUUGUUCCUGCAAUAUCUGUCUGGCUGAGUAAGUUGACUUUAACCUGCCUCUGACCACCAUUUUUUCUGUGCUGUUACCUACCUUGUUCUGGUUUUCUUUUUAAUUUUGUUAUUUCCAGUCUAGUUCCUGUUUGUAUUCCCCAGGCGCUUUGAAUGAGAGCCCACUUUAAAGACCAAUUUCAUUGUUACAUGAUCAUAAGAUCUGAUACUGACCAAUAGCAUUCAUACCUCGUAAGUCUCGCCUGUGAACUGAACCUUGAUUUUGUUUUGAUCUUGCUUGCUCCCUCUGUUCUGGUGUUUGGACCACUGCUGGAGACUGACCACCCGCUUCGGAUGUUAUCACGCCAUUCAAUGGCCAUUAUUAGUAGUUAUCAUCCCAUACGUAUGGGCUAGUAGGUACCUACUCUAACUAACAGAUACUGUAGCAGCUAGCUAAUUUGUAACGUUCAGGUUACAGUAGGUUCGUUGUUAAGUUAUGCUCGCUAAUAUAAUAAAAAAACAGUUGAUUCUCCCACAACAACCACUGAACAACAACCACUCGACAGCGCCCAUACUGACUUAGUUGGUUUAAACGUAACCUUACGAAUAGAUGAUGACGACCUACUGCUCCUACUCACAACUGCCAGUAGGUAAAGUAGGUACCUAGCGGCCCAUAUGUAUGGACUGAUAUCCACUGAUGAUGAAUCAUUGAAUAGCGUGAUAACGUCUGAAGCCGCUCGACUGACUGCCAAUUGCCUAACCCCUGCCUAUACUGCUACAUAUGCUAACCUUUAACUAACCAUGUCACCUAUUAGGUUUAUAGUAACAAAAUAACAUUGAGCGUGGUCCUGACCCUAGUCUGCUCAGUCCACUCUGUUUCACAUUCCACUCUCAGAAACUGUCUAACUUUCCGUCAGCCUAAGGUUGUAGAACAUAGUUUACCAAUGCUGAACGUCAAAGAAAAUGAUUGGGCCGCAACAUUUGAUUAGCAUUAAUGAGAUCCGCAGAGCAUCACGGAGCAACUUAAAGCACCAGCCAGUCAGUAGCUGAGUUCAGCCACCAUCUAUCUGCACAGCCACAUCUUAGCACUGACUCGUAUCUGUGUCUUAAUGGGUAAUAAGUUGGUAAAUGUAACGUAUAUCACCCGCGACGGGUACGUGGAGUUGUCUAAGUACAGGUGUCUCUACUUCCUGCUGCUGUUCACUGCCUAUGUUCUGAUUCUGUGCAGUAACUCCACCAUCGUGUGUCUCAUAGUGCUUCACAGGAGCCUCCAUGAACCCAUGUACGUGUUCAUUGCCGCUCUGUUGACCAACUCUCUUCUUUUCAGCUCUGCUCUUUAUCCAAAGCUGCUGCUGGACGUUUUAUCAGAGACACCGGUGGUGUCGUACCCAGUCUGCCUCUUCCAGUGGUUCAUGUACUACACGUUGGGUGGCUCAGAGUUCCUGCUGCUGGCGGCCAUGGCCUACGACAGAUACGUGUCCAUCUGUCGACCUCUGUUGUAUCCCAGCAUCAUGAGGAAGGCCAACGUCUGUGUCUGCCUGCUUCUGGCCUGGAUACUCCCUUUCUGCUACGUCUCAGUGCCGAUUGCAAGGAUUUCAAAUGAGAAACUGUGUAACUUUACUUUAAAAGGAAUUAUAUGUAAUAGCAUCAUCCUUAAACUUGUCUGCAGUUCAGUGGUUCAGCUAAAUACCUAUGGGCUUCUGGUUCUGGUGAACAUCUUGCUGCUCCCGUUGCUCUUCAUCUUGUUCACCUACAUCAGGAUUCUGAUCAUUUCUUAUCGCAGCGGCAGAGACGUGAGGAGGAAAGCUGCUAACACCUGCUUACCUCACCUGCUGGUUCUCAUCAGCUUCUCCUGUUUGGGUAUCUAUGAUGUGCUUCUGGCUCAGAUCAAAACUGAUUUUUCAAACACUAUGCUUUUAAUAAUGUCAUUACAGGUCAUUUUAUAUCAUCCUCUGUUUAAUCCUAUCAUAUAUGGAGUGAAAAUGAAGGAAAUAUAUAAACACGUCAUCAAACUGUUCUGUUCUAAAGUCUAUCAUUAGGUCCAGUCGAGUGCUUUGUAAAACACAGAUGCUACCCAGCGGGCACACAACUGACCUUCAACGUUAAAAUAUGGUUCAAACAAUGUCAGUCAUUAAUGUGACGUUGAUGUAACAUUGAAACAGCGUUAAUUCUAACGGUUGUAAAAAGGGUGACAAAUACUGAUAAAUCAACAUUGACUUUGGUUAAAAUACUGUCAGUUAUGUUUGUAACAUUGAUGUAACAUUUAAACAACAUUUAAUGCGAACUGUUGUAAAAAGGUUGACAAAAUGCUGAUAAAUCAAUGUUGACAUAGGGUUGAAAUAAUGUCAGUUGUUUCUGUGGCAUUGAGGAACAUUGAAACAACGUUUGAUGCUGACGGUUGUAAAAAGGUUGACAAAAUACCUAAAGGUUGUAAAAAGGCAAAAAAAAAGCCCUUACAUGAAGUUAAAAAAAUAUUAACGUUAAAAUGACAGAUUGUCUUUAACAUAUGCUAUUAAUGAGACUUUAUUUACUGUACAUGUAAAUACCUAUUUAAAUUAUCAUUUUUGAACUUGAACGAAAUUUUAUUACAUUUUUUAAAUGUUUAAAUAUGCAUAAUAAAGUAUGAGUUUA
Messenger RNA from Betta splendens (Siamese fighting fish), 5529 nucleotides. RefSeq names its product olfactory receptor 11A1-like. The transcript is spliced from 3 exons. Gene Ontology annotation, cellular component: membrane. Lineage: Eukaryota; Metazoa; Chordata; Actinopteri; Anabantiformes; Osphronemidae. Gene Ontology annotation, molecular function: G protein-coupled receptor activity; olfactory receptor activity. Bases 4008 to 4937 code for a protein of 309 amino acids. The record is from RefSeq and is a predicted model, not a curated record. Gene Ontology annotation, biological process: G protein-coupled receptor signaling pathway.